AUUGGAGUGGAGUUUAUUAGGAAUGAUAUCGAGUAUAGAGUUUACGCUAACAAAGAGGUUAUCGUUUCCGGCGGUCCUAUAAAUAGCCCACAAUUACUAAUGUUGUCGGGUGUGGGUCCCAGGGACCACUUAAAAAGUCUUGGGAUACCAGUAAUACUUGAUCUACCGGUUGGUGACAAUUACAUGAAUCACCCGAAUAUAGAGUUGAGUCCACGGGUUAAACCCGAGUACUUGUAUCUCGUCAACGAAUUGCCACAAAUCAAUAUCAAACAAUUGAGUCAACUCUACUAUGAGCAAGGUGGUGUGCUCGCUCAACACGCUACUGUAAUAUUUUUCUAUAGCACCAAAAGUAACCAGGAUAAACAAUGGCCCAAUGUCAACCUAUUUAUCAAUACAUUUAAUGGUUCAUUUGUGACCACGUCCAAUUUAGUUCGUGUCAAAAGUCACGGUACAGUACGCCUACAGUCAACCGAUCCCAGGGUUUAUCCACUUUUAAACCCAAACUGGUUAUCCCACCCGGAUGACGUGCAAAACACAUUAGAGAUGACCAGGAUGCAAUUUUAUUUGUUUGAGAAAACACAGUUGGCUCAAUAUGUUAUACUGCCUAAAUUGUCGAAAUAUGACUGUCCGGUGUGCACCGGGAGGUAUAUUCACGAGUGCACAGAGGGGUUGAUGUGUUGGAUAAAGUAUAACUCGUUCACUACUUAUCACGUGUCCGGGAGUUGUCGUAUGGGCUCAAUAGACAGACCCGAUGUUGUGGUCGACCCCCAGUUGAGGGUUAAGUACACGAAGAACCUCAGGGUUUGCGAUUCUUCAGUAUUCCCAUCCCUUCCCAACGCCAACACCGCCGCUAUAUCUAUAACUAUUGGCUACAAGUGCUCGCAAUUUAUUAAAGAUACAUAUGAUUUGAAA
Messenger RNA from Oppiella nova, 912 nucleotides. NCBI's taxonomy places the organism in Eukaryota, Metazoa, Arthropoda, Arachnida, Sarcoptiformes, Oppiidae. The record is from the annotation of a GenBank genome assembly.